AUGUUUAUAAAUAGUUUCGAAACAAAAAUAAAAAAAAAAUUUUCAUUAUUGUAUGAAAAGCUUGAUGAUGAAGAUGAAAAUGAACCAUCAUCUUCACCAUCAAAUUCAACAAAUAAUUUUUAUAAAGCAUGUCCAGAAGAUAAUUCAUCAAAAUGGUCAAAAAUUAGUUUUAAUUGGGUAACGAAAUUAAUAAUGAAAGGUUAUUUCAAAGAAUCAUUAGAAAUGAACGAUAUUUAUGAUUUACCAGAGUUAAAUAAAGUCCAAACCACAUCAAAACUAUUGGAUGAUAUCAAUUUUUCAAAUGGUUCAAAAUAUGCAUUAAUAAAACAUAUUUAUAAAAAUUUUUUACCAAAAAAUAAAUAUGCAUUAAUUUCAAAUAUAUUUAUUACAAUUUUUAUAUUUUUAUCACCAAUUUGUUUAAAAUUUUUAAUAAAUUAUAUAUCAACAGAUAAUGAUAAUGAAAAAUCCAUUUUAAAAGGAAUUUUAUUAUGUUGUUUAUUAUGUAUCAGUAUAUUAGGACAAUCAAUUUCACAAGAAUUAUUUUAUUGGUUUGGUAUGAAAAAUAGUUUUGAUGUUAGAGGCGCAUUAACAGCAAAGAUAUUUGAAAAAACAUUAAAACUAUCAAAUGUAUCAAAAAAGAAAUAUAGAUCUGGAAAAAUUAUGAAUAUUAUGUCAAUUGAUGUUGAAAAUAUAUCAGAAUUCUUUUGGACUUAUUAUUUAGAUAUUGUAUCACAUACACUUCAAAUUCUUAUAUUAUUGGGAUUAUUAUGUUAUGUAGUUGGUCCAAGUGGUUUAGUUGGAUUUGGUGUAAUGGUAAUUGCAUUACCAAUCAACACCAUGUUGUGUACAAAAUCUAGUAAUUAUUUAGAGAAAUCAUUGGAAUAUUCAGAUUCAAGAACUAAUUUAACCAGUGAAUUAAUAACCAAUAUUAGACCAUUUAAAAUGUAUGCAUGGGAGAAUUUAUUUAUAAAUAAAAUUGAAGAACAAAGAAAACAAGAAUUAAAAUUUUUAUUUCUUAGAGUUUUAUUUUGGAUUUUCGAUCAUAUGAUGAUUGAAACCAAUGCAACCUUAGUAUUAGUAUCAACAUUUGCAACUUAUUCAUUAACCGGUAAUACAAUGAGUUUAGAUGUAACUUUCACAGCAAUGACCAUUUUUGCAAAUUUAAAAUUACCCUUAAUUUAUUUACCUGAAGAUAUUUAUAAAGCUAUUGGUUUAAUGCCAUCAGUCAAAAGAAUUCAAAAUUUUUUAAAAUCUUCUGAAUCUUUAAAAUCAAAAGAAAAUAAUCAAAAUAUUAACUUCAAUAAUAAUAAUAAUAAUAAUAAUAAUAAUAAAAAUAAUAACAAUAAUGAUGAUAAUGAUAUUAUAAUUGAAAAUUGUACAUUUCAAUGGAAUGAACCUGAAAAUAAUAAUUUAUUUGAAUUUAAUCAAAGCGAAGAUGAGGAAGAAAAUGAAGAAGAAGAGGAAGAGGAAAAUGAAGAAAAUAUUAAAAUAAAUGAAAAUUUUGAUUAUAAAUUAAAUGAUAUUAAUUUAAUAGUACCAAAAGGUAAAUUAACUAUGAUUUGUGGUGUUGUUGGUAGCGGUAAAACAAGUUUAGUUUGUGGUUUAAUUGGUGAAAUUUAUAAAUUAAAUGGUAGUGUUAGUGGUGUACCAAAUAAUAUUUCAUUUACAAGUCAACAACCAUUUUUAUUAAGUGCAUCAUUAAGAGAGAAUAUUCUAUUUGGAAAUGAAUUUGAUAUAGAAAGAUAUAAAAAAGUUAUUGAAUCAACAGCAUUAACAAAAGAUAUAGUAAAUUUAGCAGGAUUAGAUUUAACAGAGAUUGGAGAACGUGGUAUUAACCUUUCAGGAGGUCAAAAACAGCGUAUAUCAUUAGCACGUGCACUUUAUGCAAAUUCAGAUUGUUUUAUUUUUGAUGAACCUUUAUCAGCUGUAGAUCCUGAAGUCGCAUCACAUUUAUUCGAUCAUUGUAUUCAAGGUAUUGAUUUUAAAUCAAUUUUAAAAACAAAAGAAAUUAAAAAAAAUGUUGAAAAUGAAACUGAUAGUGAAGAGUUAAUAAAAAAUGAAAUUGAAAUCGAAAAUGAAAUUAUUGAUGUUAAUAAUGUUAUUAGUGAUAAGAAUGAUCCAAAUUUAAUCGAGAAAGCAAAAUUAUUAGUUAAAGAAGAUAAAAAUGAGGGAGAGGUAGAAUUUAAUGUUUAUAAAAAAUACUUUAGUUAUGGAACAUCAGGUGUAACACUUUUCAUCACUAUUUCAUUAUUUUUCAUUGGUCAAGCCGUUUAUAAAGUUUCAGAUUUUUGGUUAGCAAUUUGGACAGAAAGAUCAAUUGAAGGCAAAAGUGAUUCAUUUUACAUUGGUUACUAUUUAUUAAUUAUUGGUAUUUUUGUUUCGUUAUUAAUGAUACGUACAUAUUCAUUAAGUCGUAUAACAUUUGGAAUUGGUAAAAAUUUACAUUCAGCACUAUUAAAAUCAGUAACAUAUGCAUCAUGUAGAUUCUUUGAUACAAAUCCAUCAGGUAGAAUUUUAAAUAGAUUCAGUAAAGAUACUAGUGAUAUUGAUAUUCAUAUGUUGGAUCUAUUAUCAGAGGUUUCAAUAUGUUUCUCUGAAUUAACAAUUGGUUUAAUUUCAAUAGUUUUCAUUAUUCCAAUUAUUAUUAUACCUUUAACUUUGUUAUUUAUAAUUUAUUAUAUUUAUCAAAGAUUAUAUAGACCAUCAGCAAGAGAAUUAAAUAGAUGGGAAUCUAUUACAUUAUCGCCAGUAUUUUCAUUACUUCAAGAGUGCUAUAAUGGUUUACUUACAAUUAGAACUUAUAAACAAGAAUCUAGAUUUAUUAAAGAAAUGUUUGAUAAUAUCAAUAUUAAUUUAGGUUGUAUCUUUUAUAGUUUCGCAGUUCAUAGAUGGAUAUCUAUGAGAUUAGAAGUUAUGGGUUGUAUAAUGGUAUUCUUUACUUCAUUAGCUGCUGCAUUAUUCACAUCAAACAAUGGACUCGCUGCGUUAUCAGUCACAACUGCUUUGAGUUUAAAUGGUUAUCUAAGUUGGGGAGUUCGUAGAAUCGUUGAAUUAGAAGUUAAAAUGAACUCAUUCCAAAGAAUUCAAAGUUAUAUUGAAAUUCCAAAAGAAGGAAAUAAACUCAUAUCCACUGGUACUAAUCAAGUUGAUAGUGAUGGUCUUAAAACUAUUUCAAAUGGUGAUUUAGUUAAUUGGCCAAAUAAAGGUAUUAUAGAGUUUAAAAAUGUGGAAAUUAAAUAUCGACCAAAUUCAGAACCAAAUUUAAAAGAUUUAUCAUUUAAAGUUCAAUCCAGCGAAAAGAUUGGAAUAGUUGGUAGAACUGGCGCCGGUAAAACAACUAUCGCUUCAUCAUUAUUUAGAAUGGUAGAAUGUUCAAAAGGUUUAAUAUUAAUUGAUGGUAUUGAUAUAUCAAAGGUUCAAUUACAAAAACUAAGAUCAUCAAUAGGUAUUGUACCUCAAGAUCCAUUCAUUUUCACAGGUACAAUUCGUUCAAACAUUGACCCAUUCAAUGAAUUCACUGAUUUUGAAAUUUGGGAAUCAAUUGAAAAAGUUAAAUUAAAGGAUGCAAUCAAUUCAAUGCCAUUAAAAUUAGAGACAGCACUACAAGAGAAUGGUGAUAAUGGUUUCUCAUAUGGUCAAAAACAAUUAUUAUGUCUUUGUAGAACGAUUUUAAAAAAUUUUAAAAUCAUUUUAAUGGACGAAGCCACAAGUUCAAUUGAUUACCAUACAGCUCAAUUAAUCAAACAAACAAUUCAAGAAAACUUUAAAGAUUGUACAACCUUAACAAUUGCUCAUAGACUUGAAACAAUUAUUGAUUGUAAUAAAAUAGCAGUAAUAGAUAGUGGUCAAUUAAUAGAAUUCGAUACUCCUUCAAACUUAAUGAAUAUUCCAAAUUCCAAAUUUAAUAAAUUAAUUAAAUCUCAAACUGAUUAUAGUAACAAUAAAAUAAAAUAA
Dictyostelium discoideum AX4 is the source of this 3954-nucleotide messenger RNA. RefSeq names its product ABC transporter C family protein (gene abcC14). The record is from RefSeq and is a predicted model, not a curated record. The transcript has 2 exons. Gene Ontology annotation, molecular function: ATP binding; ATP hydrolysis activity; ABC-type transporter activity. Gene Ontology annotation, biological process: transmembrane transport; sorocarp development. Gene Ontology annotation, cellular component: membrane. Bases 1 to 3954 code for a protein of 1317 amino acids. Lineage: Eukaryota; Evosea; Eumycetozoa; Dictyosteliales; Dictyosteliaceae.